Molecule: messenger RNA, 537 nt
Organism: Gossypium raimondii (Peruvian cotton)
Lineage: Eukaryota; Viridiplantae; Streptophyta; Magnoliopsida; Malvales; Malvaceae
Exons: 2
Coding region: 78-386 (102 amino acids)
Source: RefSeq, a predicted model, not a curated record
UCUUUCUUUUCAAUCAUUUUCCCACUAAACAAACAAAAAUUCCAUUUUUUUUUCUUUGGUUUUUGCAAUACACCGCCAUGAAUGCUCGCUCUUUAGCUUUAACACUUCUCACACUUCUACUCUCAAUGCUUCUAUCAACUGGAGUUCAUAAAUCACAAGCCGCUGCUCGUUCCGUUCCAGAGCCUCACCCUUCGACACCGCCGUCGCCGUCGUUUCAAGUUCUCGGAGUUUCGAAAUCCGGCAAGUUGAAUCACAAAAAACAGGUGGAUUCGAGUUUCCGAAGAAUACCGCCAAGCACUUCGAAUCCUAUACAAAACAAGUCUAAUCCUCCAUUACAAGGAGAAAGGAGUAGAAGACAACAAUUACCAAGAUCUCUAAAACACUAGUUUUGUCUUUUGGUUAUUAUAUUUUGUGUAGAGUUAUAUAGUUUUAAUAGCAAGAUGUAUUGUAUCAGAUUACAGUUUUUGCUAAGCUGCAAAUUUUUGUACUCGUAAGUUUAAAUUUUUUUUAAAGAAAUUAAGCUCGGUUUUUUAAUAA